Molecule: messenger RNA, 399 nt
Organism: Macrosiphum euphorbiae (potato aphid)
Lineage: Eukaryota; Metazoa; Arthropoda; Insecta; Hemiptera; Aphididae
Source: the annotation of a GenBank genome assembly
AUGCACUCUGACGAUGACUUGAUGACACGUGAUAACGAACGCUUGUGUAAUGGUAGUGGUCGUAAGUGUGAUGAGCAAAAUAAUAUUAGUAAUAGUUCAACGGACGAUUUAUCAUUAUGUUCCUACAGUGCUAUUGAUGAGAUCGACGAACAACCGUCUUUUAGCAGUUCAGUUUCUGACUCCAGUUCUAAUAUUAGCCAAUGCCAAGCAUGCAGAGUUGGAAAUCUUCCAACGGGUCUUCACAAAUGUGCACAGUGUGAUAAAUCUGUUCAUAUUUUGUUUGGUUGCUCCAUCAGAAUUCCUGGCACGACUGAAGGUUGUGGUGAACCGAGAAUUUGUCUUGAUUGCGAUGUAACGUGCCAACCACUUCAACUCACUUCUGAUGGUAUUUUGAAUUAA